AUGCCAGCAUACGACCCCGACAAAUGGAUCUCAACCCUCCUAACCUGCCAGCACCUCCCCGAAAACGACAUGAAACUCCUCUGCGACCGGGUCCGCAGCAUCCUUCUUGAAGAGUCCAACAUCCAACCCGUCAAGAGCCCUGUCACCGUCUGUGGGGACAUACACGGACAAUUUUGGGAUUUACUUGAACUUUUGAGGAGGGGAGGGGAGGUGCCUGAGAGGAGUUAUGUGUUUAUGGCGAACAGAGGGUUUUAUAGUCUUGAGACUGUGUCACUGUUGCUUGCAUUGAAGGCACGAUAUCCGGAUAAAGUCACACUCCUGCGAGGAAAUCAUGAAAGUCGGCAAAUCACCCAGGUGUACGGAUUCUAUGAUGAAUGCCAGCAAAAAUAUGGCAGCGCCACCGUAUGGAAGGCGUGUUGUAGUGUGUUUGAUUACUUGAAUCUUGCUGCUAUAAUUGACGGCGAGACUCUGUGUGUACAUGGCGGUUUAUCACCGGAUAUCCGAACACUGGAUCAAAUUCGACUAUUAUCGCGAGCCCAGGAAAUUCCGCAUGAGGGUGCUUUCUGCGAUCUAAUGUGGUCUGACCCGGACGACAUCGAGAACUGGGCUGUAAGUCCCCGAGGGGCCGGCUGGUUAUUCGGAGGGAACGUCACUCAAGAAUUCAACCACGUCAACUCUUUAAAGCUCAUCGCACGUGCGCACCAACUCGUACAAGAGGGGCAUAAAUUCAUGUUCGACGAACAACUCGUCACGGUCUGGUCCGCACCGAACUACUGCUACCGGUGUGGGAAUCUCGCAUCGAUUCUUACACUUGGCGAGAAUGGGGAACGGUCGUUUACGGUAUUCGGAGCUGCGGAAGAGAAUUCGAGGGAUGAGGCGAUGCUGAAUGGGCGGAAGAAUAAUAUGCAGUACUUCGUCUGA
Molecule: messenger RNA, 921 nt
Organism: Fomitiporia mediterranea MF3/22
Lineage: Eukaryota; Fungi; Basidiomycota; Agaricomycetes; Hymenochaetales; Hymenochaetaceae
Product: Metallo-dependent phosphatase
Exons: 8
Coding region: 1-921 (306 amino acids)
Biological process (GO): peptidyl-serine dephosphorylation; G1/S transition of mitotic cell cycle
Cellular component (GO): cytoplasm
Molecular function (GO): protein serine/threonine phosphatase activity
Source: RefSeq, a predicted model, not a curated record